Messenger RNA from Misgurnus anguillicaudatus (oriental weatherfish), 1225 nucleotides. The record is from RefSeq and is a predicted model, not a curated record. NCBI's taxonomy places the organism in Eukaryota, Metazoa, Chordata, Actinopteri, Cypriniformes, Cobitidae.
CAAUGACUUGAUUAUUAAAUUAUAUCAUAAUAACUCGCGUAGUAAUAAUUGCUUGUCUAUUAAAAGUUUGUAUAUUAAUAGCGCUCCUUAUAUUGGCCACUAGAGGUCACCGUUGAUCGUAGGAAACACCGCUGGUUUACUCCUGCUACGUCAUAUCCGCUUUCCAAAUGUCUGAAAGGAGGAAUCAUGACCUCCGUGGAUUACGAGUACAAAUGACAACAUAAACUAGCGCAUUCAUAUAAUUUCACAUUAAGGUUAUUAUUGUUAGAGGAAGACCAUUAUGUCGUCUUUGUUUUCGUGCUGCUUUGACUGCUGUGGAGACAGCAACAGCGGCCACGUAACACUAAAGGAAAUGCCCACCGUUCAGCUGGACACUCAUUGCAUGGGUACUGAUGUUGUGAUUGUAAAGAGUGGUAGACGCAUAUGUGGAACUGGUGGUUGCGUCGCGAAUGCUCCUCUCCAUCAAAACAAAAGCUACUUUGAGUUUAAGAUUCAGUCCACUGGUGUCUGGGGUGUUGGAGUGGCGACUCAGAAAGCAAAUCUAAACCAGAUCCCCUUGGGGAGAGACAUGCACAGCCUUGUGCUUAGGCAGGACGGCACUGUGUACCACAACAAUGAAGAAAAGAACCGAUUACCUGCUAACAGCUUACCACAGGAAGGAGACGUUGUGGGUGUUACGUAUGACCAUGUGGAACUGAAUUUGUACUUAAAUGGGAAGAAUAUGAACUGUCCAGCAUCAGGCAUCAGAGGAACUGUUUAUCCUGUAGUUUAUGUGGAUGAUAGUGCAAUUUUGGAUUGUCAGUUCGGUGAUUUCUACCAUCCUCCUCCACAUGGCUUUCAAAAGAUUCUUUUUGAGCAACAGAUCUUCUAAAGUUCAUGACAUGCUGUUGAUACACUAAAUAUGUGUACUCCAUGGUCGGGAUUUGAAGUGCUUUGGUUACACUGACAUCUUACUAUUGUAUGGCUCAGACAACGUGGCAUGUUUAAAGUAAUUUUAUCUAUGAUUUUCACCAGUAAAACUGACGCAGCCCACCACUGUUCGGAUAAUAAAAACGUCGUCUCUGAUUUUCCAGGUGAACUCCAAGUGUACAAUAUCAUAUCAGAAUAUACGUGAGUGGUUUGGACUUGAUCGUACACUGUACAUUUGCUGACAUAUUAACAGUGUAGGCCUACUGUUGUGAUCAGAUGUGGAUUUAAUACAAGUUAUAAUGGCGUAACGAAUACC